This is a messenger RNA of Polistes dominula (European paper wasp), 1903 nucleotides long. RefSeq lists its product as uncharacterized. NCBI's taxonomy places the organism in Eukaryota, Metazoa, Arthropoda, Insecta, Hymenoptera, Vespidae. The record is from RefSeq and is a predicted model, not a curated record.
GUACUUACAUGUACGUACCAAUAUUUCUUUACGAACACGUAGUAAAACAAACAAAAUUCUACGCCAUGUUAGUUACAUCAUGAAAAAUAAUAACUUUAGUCAAUAACAAGGACAAAUGAAUUAGCCAUAUCGCUAAAGAGGGCUACGAAUUUGGUAGGAAAAAACAAUAUCUGCAUUUAUUUAUUGUUAAACUGAGCAAUUAUAUUGAUAACUUAUCAAUGUGAUACGCUAUAAGAAGGGUAUUUUAAAUACCCGGAAAGAAUCUUAUAAUUGGAGGAUCUUUUGGUUUCGGUUCAUUUUAGCAUAACGAUUCGUUACGAACAGUUUUAAAAUAGAAAACGGUUCUAACAGAAGAAGAAAGACCAUAUCAAAAAUGGGAAAGUUCAUCUAUGCAUUACUAUUCCUAUUUGUAUCGGUAAAUCUUGCAUUGGGUCGAUCUGCUGGCUAUAAUUAUCUCAGAAGUAAAAGGGCAGCAGAUGGGGAAGGAAACGACAAUCAAGCAGAUGGAUCUCUUUCAAACUUACUUAACAGUCUACCUUCUAUAAAUGUGGGCAGCAAUCCCAAUGAAAAUGGGCAACUCAUACAUACAGAUCAAGAUGGUAUAAACGUACAUAUACCACUACCGGGCCUUGGGGGUAAUGGAGGAAGUUCAGGAGGCGGAAGCUCAAGUGGAGGUUCAGGAAGUUCAGGAUCAGGUUCCAGUGACGGCUCAGGAAGUUCUGGAUCAGGUUCCAGUGACGGCUCAGGAAGUUCUGGAUCAGGUUCCAGUGACGGCUCAGGAAGUUCUGGAUCAGGUUCCAGUGAUGGCUCAGGAGGAUCUGGAUCAGGUUCCAGUUGGAGUUCUGAUUCCAGCCAACACUCAGGAAGUUCUAGUUCCAGUUGGAACUCAGGAGGAUCUGGUUCCAGCGGCGGCUCAGGAAGUUCUGGAUCAGGUUCCAAUGACGGCUCAGAUGAAUCUGGCUCCAGUGGAGGCUCGGGAGGAUCUGAUUCAAGUGAGGGCUUAGGAGGAUUUGAAUCUGGUUCCAGUGGAGGCUCAGAUGGAUCUGGCUCCAGUGGUGGUUCAGGAGGAUCUGGCUCCAGUGGUGGUUCAGGAGGAUCUGGCUCCAGUGGUGGUUCAGGAGGAUCUGGCUCCAGAGGUGGCUCGGGAGGAUCUGGUUCAAGUGACGGCUCCGAUGGAUCUAGCUCCAGUGGUGGUUCAGGAGGACAGGGUUCUAUUGAAAUCUCAGGAGGAUCGGGCUCCAGCGACGGCUCAAAUGGAUCUGGCUCUAGUGGUGGCUCGGAAGGAUCUGGUUCAAGUGACGGCUCAGGAAGUUCUGGAUCAGGUUCCAGUGGGAGUUCUCAUUCCAGCCACCACUCAGAUAGUUCUAGUUCCAGUUGGAACUCAGGAGGAUCUGGUUCUAGCCACGGCUCAGGAGGAUCUGGUUCCAACCACGGUUCAAGUGGAUCUGGUUCCAGCCUUUCUCACUCAGAAAACGGAGUUUCAGUUUCAAAUUCUAACAAUAAUUCCUUGUUCUCCUUUCUGACUAAUAUCUUAUCUUCUAUAAUACACUUGCCAUACAACUUAGUAUCUGGUUUAUUAAGCGCGGUGUUGCAUUUGGUCUAUACGAUUCUUUCUGGUGUACAUUACCUUUUAUCAUCUUUACCAGGUCUUCUAUCAUCCAUUUUAUCCGGAACUUGGCAUCUUUUAUACAGUAUACUAUCGCUGCCAAUAACUAUACUUUCAGGUGUAUUUAGUUUUGUAUCCAGUCUCCUUUCAGGCAUUCUUCAUGGAGUUGUAAGUUUAUUAGAAUUUAUAAUAGAUUUAAUUCUUGGCUUGAUACGUGAGAUUUUACCUAUAUCGGUAUCAUCGUCGAUAUCAUCAACUGUUAAAGCAUUGUUACCAUCAAUUAUACACAUAGGAUAA